AGGCCGGUCCAUCGCCGCAGCCCCUGAGAAAAAAGGACGUAAGAUACCGACGGUCCUUUCAUCCUGCCUCCUACCAGCCCUAACCAUACGUUUAUAAACCAAAUUAUCCUUUGACACGUCUGGGUAUCCAGCGGCGGUGCAUUCGGGUUUAUGAAUUGUUUGGUCUUCUAGGGAUAUUAUUUAAUUCAAAACAACAUCCGUGAUUGUUGGAGAAAUGUGAAAGCCACAAGAAUUGUCUUCUGAGCCAAGGAGGCCUUCACCUCAGGACCCCAACAGAACUUUGCUUUUAGGUGGCCUUCUCAUUGCCUGAUUGAACGGACACUUUGAUCGUUAUGAGACAUGAAUGAUGACUCCAAGGCUAUGGCCAGCGAACCGCUCGAAGGCUUCCACGAAGUGAACUUGGCUUCACCCACGACCCCUGACCUCCAUGGCCUGGCGGAGGCCCACCCGCCGAAGCGCAGCGCCGUGACCAGCGCCCUGUACCGCGCGCCCUCCCUGAACAACGCGCUCCGGGCCGACCAGCUGCCCACCCAGCCCGUGUACUCCACCCCCAAGCACCUGGACCAGCCCCACAAUGGCAGCGUCCCCGGGUUGGAGGUCCACCUCUCAGCCUGUGGCUCCGCCUCCUCGGGAUGCCCCGCCCGCCUGGGGGCGGAGUGCUGUAAAGGCGGGGCCCUGAGCGGCGUGGAGGGGGAGGAGCCUAUCUGCCUGGGCACCGACGCCCUGUCCCGUCUGCGGAGCCCCUCGGUGACGGAGGUGAGAGAGAAGGGGUUCGAGAGGCUGAAGGAGGAGCUGGCCAAAGCUCAGAGGGAGCUUGAGUUAAAAGACGAGGAGUGUGAAAAGCUCUCUCGCGUCAGGGACCAGCUCGGGCAGGAACUGGAGGAGCUCACGGCGAGUCUGUUCGAGGAGGCUCACCGGAUGGUACGGGAGGCCAACACCAAGCAGGCCACCGCUGAGAAGCAGCUGAACGAGGCCCUGGGAAAGAUCGACGUGCUGCAGGCAGAGGUGGCGGCUCUGAAGAAGCUGGUUCUCUCCACCUCCCCCACCUCGCCCAGCCGGGACCCCCCACUGGGGCCCAAGGCCCCCUUUAAGAAGAGCCAUGCCCGCAACAAGAGCACCAGCAGCACCGCGGCGGGGGGCCCACAGGAGCUCAGCAUCACCCAGCCCCUGGGCCGAGACUGCAAAGAGGUGGACCCACUGCUGCUCAGUGAGUUUAAAGCCUGGAGGGAGGACCCAACACUGGAGAGGAGCUGCUCUUUCCUGGAGAGAAUCUACAGAGAGGAUAUCUACCCCUGCCUCACCUUCUUCAAGAGCGAGCUGGGGUCGGCCAUCUUGGAGGCGGUGGAGAGGAACACUCUGAGCGUGGAGCCGGUGGGGUUCCAGCAGCUGCCCGUGGUCCGGGCCUCGGCCAUGGAGUGUGGGGGACCCAAGAAGUGUGCGCUCAGUGGCCAGAGCAAGACGUGUAAGCACAGGAUCAAGCUGGGCGACUCCAGCAGCUACUACUACGUGUCUCCCUUCUGCCGCUUCCGGAUAACUUCAGUCUGCAACUUCUUUACCUACAUCCGCUACAUUCACCAAGGGCUGGUCAAGCAGCAGGAUGCGGAGCAGAUGUUUUGGGAGGUCAUGCAGCUACGGAAGGAGAUGUCCUUUGCCAAGCUGGGGUACUACAAGGAGGAGCUGUGAUCCUAGAGGCUGGACGAAGGCAUGCCGUCUGCUCCAUUGGACAGGGAGGCCAGACAGACAGGGGAGUGCUCCAAUCACCACAACCCCCACAGGCCGGCCCCGCCUCCCUGCCCUCCCCUCCUCUCAUUUCAUUUCACAGGCCAUGCCCACCUUGCACCUCGAUGCGUUUUGAGCUGCAGAGCCCAGUGUUCUACACUAAGGCCAUGUCUGAAUCAGCACACUUGCCUACUAUUGAGUAUACAACUUGUUUACAACUUGUAUCCGACUUGUGUACUUGAUAGUAGGCAAGUGUGCUGAUUCGGAUAUGGCCUUUAUCUUAAUCAGGAAGAGAAAAGAGCUUUAUUAUAAUGAGAAAUCCUGAAUGAGUUCUCCUGAUGAGAUAAGGUUUGAUGAUGUUUCUCUUUGCAUUCGUUUUGAGGACUUUGGGGAAAAAUAAUAAAUGGGGGGGAAAAGAAAUUUGUGGAAUGUUGUAAUUUCAAACCAUACCAAUAAAGUGUAUCUGGCUCGAGUUCCUAAACUCAAACUGUAGUUAGCACUAGGUGGCAGUAAAGUUGUGUGUGUACGUAUGAUAUGUGCUGUAUGUAUGUUUGAUCUCUGUACAUCUGUUGAGUUUUUAUUUCGGCACCCCUGUCUUAUGACGCUUCCCUCACUUUAUUUUAGUGCCUUUCUGGACUAUACUAAAUAAAACUGUAUACCUCUG
This is a messenger RNA of Conger conger (European conger), 2383 nucleotides long. RefSeq names its product rab-3A-interacting protein-like. Gene Ontology annotation, cellular component: Golgi to plasma membrane transport vesicle. The transcript is spliced from 12 exons. NCBI's taxonomy places the organism in Eukaryota, Metazoa, Chordata, Actinopteri, Anguilliformes, Congridae. Gene Ontology annotation, molecular function: guanyl-nucleotide exchange factor activity. The record is from RefSeq and is a predicted model, not a curated record. Gene Ontology annotation, biological process: exocytosis. Bases 340 to 1683 code for a protein of 447 amino acids.